AUGGAGACGUCGGUGAAAGCAGCCGAGGUGUUGGUGCCUCCUAAGCCUGAUGGAAAAGCUGAGAACACUGAAGCCUCCUCUUCCUCCGACCCCAUGGAGGAGUUCAAGAGACGGCUGGAGGACAUCAUCAGCACCCACGGCUCUGCAGCCGAGCUCCUGGACAAACAGAGUCUGAUGGAGGCAGAGAUGGAGAAGAUGAAGAAGGACCCAAGAGAUGACAUCCCUGUGGCCAUGGAGACAGAGGUCUGUCUCAUCAUGAAGAGUCUGAACAAGCUCUCCUCUCCAGAGAAGAAACUAGAGAAUGUGGUCAGGAAACAUGCUGAACUGACAGCCCUGCGGCGUGCCGAUGAGAGGAAGCUGUGCGUCCUGCAGAAGAAGUUGUCCUUCCUGCUGGACGAGCGGCAGCAGCAGCAGGAGGAGAGUCGCAGCAGCGCCGCCGCUCGCAGCAAACUGGAGGCUCUGUGCAGAGAGCUGCAGGGACACUGCGACGUCCUGAGGGCGGAGACCCUUCAGCGCUGCAGGGAGGACGAGGAGAAGAGGACGGAGAUCACCACCCACUUCCAGAUGAUGCUGACGGAGAUCCAGGCUCAGAUCGAGCAGCACAGCACCCGAAACGACAAGCUGUGCAACGAGAACAGCAACCUGACAGACAAACUGGAGGGCCUCAUGAACCAGUGCGAGAUGAGGGAGGAGGGUUUGGAGAAGAUCAACAAGCAUCGCGACCUGCAGCACAAACUGACUGAAGCCAAACUGAAGCAGGCUCACGCUCUGCUGAGCGAAGGCGAGGAGAAACACAAGCGGGAGAAGGAAUAUUUACUGGUUCAGGCCGCUGAGUGGAAACUGCAGACUAAGACACUCACAGAACAGGGGACAGUGAUGCAGGCACAGCUGGCCCUCUAUGCUGAGAAGUUCGACGAGUUUCAGGCAACGCUGGCCAAAAGCAACGAAAUCUACGUCCGCUUCAAGAAGGAGAUGGAUAACAUGUCAGACAAGAUGAAGAAAAUGGAGAAAGAGUCGGGUCUGUGGAAGACAAGGUUCGAGAGCUGCAACAAGGCUCUGACUGAAAUGAUGGAGGAGAGAACCGAGAAAAGCAACGAGUACGACCUGUUCGUCCUGAAGAUUCAGAAGCUGGAGAGGUUGUGUCAUGCCCUGCAGAGCGAGAGGGAAAUCCUCUAUGAAAAGAUCAAGGAAGUCCGCCAGGCUAACACCAACGUCCCUGCAAAGGUCUUCAGCAGCUCGAACGCCGACGAAACCCCCAACCCAGAGGGUGUUGACAAAUCUGCCUCGCUGAUACCUGUGGAGGUCCAGGAGCUCCAGGAGCUCGAGAAGGAGGACUCUGUCUUAACGGAGGGUAUGACCCGUCUGAAGGAGGAGCAGGCCAAGCUGCAGGAGAUUGCCGCCUCCCUGAUGGCCACACCUAGCGACAAUCACGAAGACGACAAUGAUGACGCAGACACCGAAGAAGACUUGAUGUACUCUGCGUUUGUCCAGUUCAAAACCAAAACCCAGCUCAAAGAGGAAGCGGUUUCAGUCCCUCAACAGGUGGUAGAUGUCAAGUCAGAGGCAGCAGAAUUGGUUCUCCCACAGCCAGAUAAACUUGAGGAGGAUCCAAAGCCUUCUGAAAUGAUACCAACAGACACAGUAAAGGUUCCAACAAUGGUCCAGGAUAAAGAGGUUCAAGCAGUGAAACUAUGUGAGGAGAUCCAGCAGCAACCUGCUGAACCAGCACUGACAUCUGAGCCUGAAAAAGUCAAGAUCGACCCACCAACAGAGCAGAAACCAAAAGCAGCAGAGGCCGAGAUCUUGGUCAAGGCAGCAGAGGUAGAACCAGUGGUCCCAGUGGGAGACAGGAAGGUCCAGGCUGAACCAGUGCAAGGACCAGAAGAAGCACCAACCAAGUCAGAAUCAGCUCCACCCGCCGUAUAUACACCUAAAACGACUGCCGCCUCAAUUGCAGAGUCCUCCAAGAAGCAAACACCGAAGAAAAAGAAGAAGAAGAACAGCAAGAAUGCUAGCUAAAGUUUAGAAAAGUGUGUGUGUGGAGUGAUUUGGGUAUAGUGUGUGUGUGUGUGUGUGUGUGUGUGUGUGUGCGUGUGUGUGUGUACGUAACUGAAAUCAUACUGUGCUGGUAAAGUGUUUUGUUCUUCACUUUUCUCAAGAUUCAAUGUUACCAGAUGAGGACAGACAUUUAAAUCUGACUAUAUUUCAAAGCCUGGUCGAGGGAAUAAAACACUUUACUGAAGUAUAGCAACGCAACGUCUAAAACGUUAACUAAAGGGCCCUAAAGAGUGAAAGUCUGCCUUGGUAAGCAAAGUGCCAAAACAAAACCCCGGUUGGUAUCUAUGCCAGUAAAAUUGCAGUAUCUUUUAAACUAGAAAUCACAGCAACUCGAAUAAAGUCAUUUUCUGACAAUGUUACAUUUUUUUGUCUGCUUUUUAUUUAAUUUAACUAGUUGUCUGAAAUCUCACACAAUUUCAUUCCAAGAUUUUGGUCUUGUGACGUGUACAUCAACGUCUCUUUACUGCUAUAGUUGUGAGGACUCUCGUUGAGUCGAUAUGUUCCUUGGCCUCCCAGACACCAGAUAUAUUUGCUUUUAAUAAGUAUUAGUGUGUUCAUCUUGGCUCACUUUGACUUUAAAUAGACUUUGAUUCAAUGAUAUGAUACACUAAAACAGGAGAAGUUCCACUUAACUUUUUGUACAAAGUGUAAAUCAGGAUGGGACUUAACAACAAUAGUGGAACAUUUUGACUAGAAACUACCUCUCUGCAACUACUCACGCUGCUCCACAGUGCAGAGCUUGUAACAAUAGUUUGCAUGAGGUCGCUAACCUUUUACAGGUCGACAACCUGUCAACAUCAAAUUAAACAGGUAGAAUACCGAUAUGUACAUCACCAAUUUGUCAAUUAACAGUUUCCCAAGCAGUGGCAGUGCAGAUCAGAUCAGUUAUUAAGUUCACUUUAAGGUACAACAAAUGGAAAUAAUGAUACAGAAGAAUAAAACAUAUAUAAAUAACAAAAAAGAUUUACCACAAGAGCAGAAUUAUCUGCUGUACUUGUGAGGACACUCAUUGAUGAAUUGUAUUUCCUACGCCAACUUCUGAACUUCACCAUCAAACUCUAAAACAGUUCUGGUGAGGACGAGACAAAAUGUCAUCACUUUUCAAGAAAGUCCUCGUUUCUAUGUCUACACCUAUUGGUCCUCACAAAGGUAGGUAAGCAAGAAGACACACACUCAGAUUUUAGUGUGGGCUACCAGGUUUAUUCCACAACCAGAGCUCACAGGUUUAAUGAUGUAUGUAUUAAGACAGUAAGUGUUACCACCACCUUCCUCUACUGUCAAAAGCUUGGGAAUAUAUAUUUUUGAUGAUGCAGAACAACAUCUCCACUAGAUGGCGGUGUUUUCCUCCACAGGUGAAGGGUUUUACACCUGUUUAUUACAUUCAGAAGGCACAACAAUCUCACAGCCACUAGAUGGAAACAGUGUUCUUCAUAUCACAUGUAAUUCAUAAAAUAUGUGAUUUCAAGGCAUUUUACAAUGAUUUCAAGGUUUUAUUCCCACAUUUUGCAGUCACAUUAAAUGUUGUCAGUGUUUAUGUCUCUGUCAUUAGUUUCUCCUUUGAUUUGAUUACCAAACACACCUAAAGCCUUCUUGUUGUUGGUUUAAUACUCAACAGUAUGAUACUUUAUAGAUAUUGAUGUUUUAUUUGUUAUUAAAACU
Messenger RNA from Anarrhichthys ocellatus (wolf-eel), 3717 nucleotides. Its product is annotated as beta-taxilin-like. Gene Ontology annotation, molecular function: syntaxin binding. NCBI's taxonomy places the organism in Eukaryota, Metazoa, Chordata, Actinopteri, Perciformes, Anarhichadidae. The transcript is spliced from 10 exons. The coding region runs from base 1 to 2019 and encodes 672 amino acids. The record is from RefSeq and is a predicted model, not a curated record.